Molecule: messenger RNA, 719 nt
Organism: Stegodyphus dumicola
Lineage: Eukaryota; Metazoa; Arthropoda; Arachnida; Araneae; Eresidae
Biological process (GO): central nervous system formation; innate immune response
Cellular component (GO): extracellular region
Molecular function (GO): growth factor activity; Toll binding
Source: RefSeq, a predicted model, not a curated record
AAUUAAUUGGGAGUCUAUUUCGCGAUUUGACUGGGAAUUCCAUGGUUCUAGAUUCGUUAAAAAGAACACAGCGAUCAGGUAGCAUCACAACCAGCCAUUUCCAGCUUCAACAUGAACGCUACAUUCGUUCUUCUGCUGUCGUCCCUUCUGAUGGGAACCAGCUUUCUGCAAGAGGUUUCCGAACCUGAUCCUCCUAAACCUAAAAGUGAAGCCAGCACCUAUUUAUCAAACCACCCACUUCUGACAGGGGCGGCGUCCGUCCGAGGAGGUUGUGCCGACCAACGGCCCCCUCCCAGGGGUCAGUAUCAUGAAGAAGAAGACGGCAUCGUGGACGGUUACCCUUUCGGUCGACCCAGGAGAAGACCCCAAGCGCCCCAUCCCAGUGACAUGUCUUACGAUGAAAAGGAGGAGUGUUUGGUUCGCUUUGGACUCCAUUACUCCAGCUGUUUUUCCAAAUACAAGGACUUCGAUGAUAAAUUUGACGAACUACAACAUCACGUCCAGUCUCUACCUCGUGGUGGCGACGGUGGGUCCGGUAGCCCUUGCAGCACGCUGCAACUCCUAGCCAAAGUGAAGUCGUCGCCGAUCUUCGACCGCUGUCAUGGUAACCAGUAUCUUCUACGUACACCGUACCACAUGUACAACGUAAAAGGCGAAUUGCGUUACAUCGUUCAAGAUCCCCCUCACCUGGAACAGUGUUACUUAGAAGCCGCCUGCAG